Molecule: messenger RNA, 312 nt
Organism: Fusarium proliferatum ET1
Lineage: Eukaryota; Fungi; Ascomycota; Sordariomycetes; Hypocreales; Nectriaceae
Exons: 1
Coding region: 1-312 (103 amino acids)
Source: RefSeq, a predicted model, not a curated record
AUGGGUGCAAAGUAUCCCGACACAGCCCCUGUCGAAAAGUACGGUGGUAAUGUAAUUGAAGUCGAUGGGAAAAUUGUUCUUGCUACAGAUGAGGAAAUGACCAAACAGAUUGACAGCUUGAUUAAAGAGUUGGAAAAGAAUGAUACAGGGGUCGAAGCAGAGACAGAGACUUCAAAGAGGCGAGAUGUAGAGAUUUUUGGACCUACUCGCCAAUGCAGUCACCCUCGCUGCUUUUAUGACGUUACUUGUGAUUCUUAUACUUAUUGUCACAUCUGUAGGCGCCCAACUGGCAAAAGGGGGUUCUGUAUUUAA